GGCGGGCUCGGUCCGGCAUGGCGGUGUAUGCCCUCACCGGCUUUUCCCUGGUCAGCCUCCUCAGCUUUGGCUACCUAUCCUGGGACUGGAUGAAGCCCAGCUUGGUGGCGGAUGUCUGGGCGGAUUCCCUGGGGAAGCCUGGCCCCCCGGCUCCUGCCAGGCCGCCCCACCUCAUCUUCAUUCUGACCGACGACCAGGGCUAUCAUGAUGUGGGGUACCACGGCUCCGAAAUCCAGACCCCGACGCUGGACAGGCUGGCGGCUGAAGGGGUGAAACUGGAGAACUAUUACAUCCAGCCCAUCUGCACUCCUUCCAGGAGCCAGCUUAUUACAGGAAGGUACCAAAUCCACACGGGUCUUCAGCACUCCAUUAUCCGUCCCCGGCAGCCAAACUGCUUGCCCUUGGACCAUGUCACUCUUCCCCAGAAGCUUCAGGAAGCUGGCUAUUCCACACACAUGGUAGGCAAGUGGCACUUGGGGUUCUACAGAAAAGAAUGUCUGCCUACUCGCAGGGGCUUUGAUACCUUCCUGGGCUCCCUGACAGGAAACGUGGAUUACUACACCUAUGACAAUUGUGACGGGCCUGGUGUAUGUGGCUAUGACCUUCACGAUGGUGAAAAUGUGGCCUGGGAACAGAGCGGGAAAUAUUCCACCUUCCUCUAUGCUCAGCGAGUCAGCAAAAUCCUGGCUACCCAUAACCCCAAGGAGCCCAUUUUCAUCUACGUAGCCUUCCAAGCAGUGCAUACGCCAUUGCAGUCCCCUAAGGAAUAUAUCUACCGCUAUCGGUCAAUGGGUAACGUUGCCCGACGCAAAUAUGCUGCGAUGGUCACGUGCAUGGAUGAAGCUGUGAAGAACAUCACCUGGGCCCUCAAGAAGUAUGGUUACUAUGACAACAGUGUGAUUGUGUUUUCCACCGAUAAUGGUGGGCAGACAUUCUCUGGGGGAAGCAACUGGCCUCUGCGAGGCCGCAAGGGGACCUAUUGGGAAGGAGGAGUCCGUGGCAUUGGGUUUGUCCACAGCCCUCUGAUUAAGCGUAAACGGCGAACCAGCAGGGCCCUAAUCCACAUAACAGACUGGUACCCAACAUUAGUGAACUUGGCCGGGGGCAACCUCACUCAAACAGAGCGCUUGGACGGGUAUAAUGUGUGGCCAGCUAUUAGCGAGGGCAAAGAGUGUCCACGUACUGAAAUCCUGCAUAAUAUCGAUCCCCUUUAUAACCAUGCCAAGUAUGGCUCUUUAGAGAACGGUUUUGGCAUAUGGAAUACUGCAGUACAGGCCUCUAUACGGAGAGGGGAUUGGAAACUCCUGACUGGAGACCCUGGUUACAGUGACUGGAUCCCACCACAGACUUUGACCAAUUUCCCAGGGAGUUGGUGGAACCUGGAGCGGCUAACGGAUGGUAUGCGCAAAUCAGUCUGGCUUUUCAAUAUCACUGCCGAUCCCUACGAGCGCUAUGACCUCUCGGACCAGAGACCGGAUGUAGUGAGGGCUCUCCUUGCCCGGCUCAUUCAUUACAACCAGACUGCCAUUCCGGUGAGAUAUCCAGCGGAGAAUCCUCGUGCCCACCCGGACUUCAAUGGUGGCGCCUGGGGUCCCUGGGCUACUGAGGAAGAAGAAGAGUGGGUGGGAGGACAUGGACGGCUGAAAAAUAAAAACAGGAAGAAGAAGUGCAAGAUCUGCAAACUGCACUCCUUUUUCCGGAAGCUGAACACCAGGCUGAUGUCGAACCGUAUUUGA
This is a messenger RNA of Euleptes europaea (tarantolino), 1736 nucleotides long. It is a transcript of the gene ARSI, whose product is annotated as arylsulfatase family member I. The transcript has 2 exons. NCBI's taxonomy places the organism in Eukaryota, Metazoa, Chordata, Lepidosauria, Squamata, Sphaerodactylidae. Bases 18 to 1736 code for a protein of 572 amino acids. The record is from RefSeq and is a predicted model, not a curated record.